AUGCCGACCAAAUCUUCAGAUUCAACACCAAAAAUGCCAUCUCGUGAUGAAAAUCCAUCGGAUGCCGAAGAAUUAACCGAAAAAUAUCGCAGAAUCGACGAACACUGUUCAUCUGGAUCGCUAAAGUUACUUGAUAUGCCAUCCUCUCCAGAUAUAGAGGAAUAUCAAAGUGAAAUAAUAAAAGAAUAUACGCAAACCGAUAUUGAAGAAGGACAAGUGUAUCAGGACAAGCAAACUGUAGCUGCUGCAAUGAAGCACUUUUCUGUGGUGCACAAGUUCCAGUUCAAAGUUAAAAGAUCUAGUCAUAGAAGCUACUGGCUUGUAUGCGUUGGUGAAAACUGUAAAUGGCACUUCAAGGCAACAUCAAUUAAUGAUUCCGCAAUGUUCAAGAUAAGGAGUUUCAACCGACAACACACAUGCUCCUUAAUGGAGGAAACAUUCAUACAGCGCAAACGUACUGCAGCUGUAGUUGGUAGCAUGGUCAUUCCAAAGUAUUGUGAUCCAAAAACUGUGUACACACCAAAGGACAUACAGACUGGCAUGUUAGCAGAACACGGAGUGAACCUAAGCUACAUGCAAGCAUGGAGAACAAAGGAAAAGGCUUUACAAUUUUUGAGAGGGAAUCCGGCUGACUCCUACAGCAAAUUAUCCAAAUAUUUUUAUAUUCUUGAGGAGACUUAUCCUGGUUCUCAUGUUAAAUUGAAGAAGACAGCAGAUGAAUGCUUCUUGUGCGCAUUUGUUGCUCUUUCUACAUCAAUAAGUGGUUGGCAACAUUGUAGGCCAGCAGUAGUUGUUGAUGGGACAUUCUUAAAGUCAGCCUACAGGGGGAUUAUGCUGACUGCAAGCACCAUGAAUGCAGCAGAUUUACCUAGGUUUUUGGGUGAUUUGGGGGAUAAAACACCCAAAUCAAAGGACGGUAAUUCACCUACUGCUGGUUUUUUUGGACUCGUUUUCGAACCUUGCUUGAUCUUCAUUGAUGAACUUUAA
This is a messenger RNA of Nicotiana attenuata, 987 nucleotides long. RefSeq lists its product as uncharacterized. Lineage: Eukaryota; Viridiplantae; Streptophyta; Magnoliopsida; Solanales; Solanaceae. The transcript is spliced from 4 exons. The coding region runs from base 1 to 987 and encodes 328 amino acids. The record is from RefSeq and is a predicted model, not a curated record.